Molecule: messenger RNA, 1112 nt
Organism: Exaiptasia diaphana
Lineage: Eukaryota; Metazoa; Cnidaria; Anthozoa; Actiniaria; Aiptasiidae
Product: testis-expressed protein 43
Exons: 4
Coding region: 92-409 (105 amino acids)
Source: RefSeq, a predicted model, not a curated record
CUUCGAUACCGAAGCAUAGCAAAAGUUUUGCUUGGUAACAAAGACAAGUGACUUUAUCKYGGGUUCCUUGRAAUUAAUUCACGGCAAAACUAUGGAAAAAGGGACUACACAAAGUAUUCCAGUUUGGUCUCGAUACCAUCCAGUGGUACCCCAACGAUAUGUACCACAAUGGACGCAAGACAUGGUCAACAGAAAUUUGAUACUUGAGAAUACAAAGCUUACAGACUAUCCAAAUGGACCUCAUGAUACAAGUGUUUACUUAUGCCGACGUGAGAGACUAAGCAAUGUAGAGCCAUCAUACAUGGUGAACAGCAAAUCUAUCAAGGUUCCAAGAGAACGACUUCUUAGACCAUGGUUCCAUUCACCAUUAUCAAAAUUCCAAAGUAGUCUGAUGUUCAGAAAAGCAUAGUGAUUCUUUGAUCUAAUGUUCAACUAUGUGUUCUAAUUGUGAAUCUAAGACCCAAUGCAUGUUGUGGUGGUCAGCGAUCUCAGUGUUAUGUGAUGGAAAAGUCUGAAUGUGAUGCAGGCCAUCUGGGAGAGUACACACACUUAUUUCAAUGUAGACAAUAGGUGCUUGAUUAUAUUCAAUCAAAAUGUCAAAAUAAACUGGAAUUUGUCUCCUAAGCACUUAAAUUAAUUGACAAUGUGAAGUUUUAGCUGAAUUGGUUGCCUAUCAAUAAAAACAGCUGCCAGUAAAGAUUGAAUAGGUGAUUUGCACUACGACAUCUUAUAACUACCAGAUUGCGUUGCCAUCUUUAAAUGUUACGUAAAUUAAAUUUAAUUGUUUAAAUGAUCUCAAAAUCAGAAUAACGCAUAAAUAARCUGAGAUUUCUAGCAAAAUCAUGCCUUCAUGCAUAUAACAAAUAUUUGUAAAAUAUCUAGGAAAUUUGCUCUUGCAUCCUGUGUGCACUAGUAAUCCCAACAAGCUUGAUUAUGUCAUAAGGAUUGUCAUUAAUUAAUAAUCUGCGUGCUUCAUAGUCAAUCAGUGCURAUAUGACAGUCUGUAGUCGGCGCCCAGAUAAGAUACAAAUAUAUUACUCUUCUUAUUCCUUGCAAUGUGUGACAUAUCGGUGUGUUUUUCUUUGUAAAAAAUAAAAUUUGCGGUUGUAUCC